UGGGAGUUCAUAGGUACCUACCUAACCUAUAGCUCAUAAAAAACUAUUUAUAGUUACCGUGAUUAAAACGUCGUUGGACCCCCUCGGCCCUCGCUCGGCUCUACCCGGAUUCCUUUCAGAGCUCCCGCGUCAGCUCCAUGACCAUGGGGCUUGAGAGUUGAGGCCUCACCGUCUGUACCGACUUUCGAGGUUCCAGACCACCUCGGAAGGGCACAUAUUGGUCUCUAAGCUAAGGGACCCACAUCGGUCUAUACAGCCCCUCGCCAGCCUUUGAACGCCGUCAUCGAAUACCGUCAUCGAAUGGCCCCGCUGGCUGCUGAGGCAGUGGCGGCGGAACAUCUUCAAUUAAGGGGGAGGGCCAGGGGCACUGCCGACUUUUGGUCCCAUUCUUUCCUUGCACCGCCCAUAGGGCUAAUGUUAAAAUGCCAAAAUCAAAGGGGGGCACGGUGUCCCGGUGCCCUCUCGUUCCGCCGCCUAUGCGCUGAGGGUCCCAAGCAGUUCACGGAGGAUAGGGGUUCCAUGUCGACCUUUCAGGCCAUGCCCCCUUCAUUAUCCUUGCAGAUUCCUGAGGGCCAAUGACAAUCUUCUAGAGGAUUAUGCAAUGCAGAUCUCUGAGGGCCCAUACUGUCAUUCGAGAGUGCUUCACCGACCCUUCCGAGGCCCCCCACCGGCCUCUGACUUCCCUCGCCGAUCUCAAAGUUUGCAAGUUAGAAGUUUACAACUUUACAUGUUGAUAAAAGCUUACCGCUUAGGCCGGAAUAAAUGAGGAGAGCCUCCAUCGUGGAUUUAUAUUUCAAAGCCCCAAGCCAUGAGGGCAUGGAGUCCUAUGACAUCUGAGGUCCCCACACUGGCCCUCUUUUAGGAAACUGCACCGACUUGUGAGCCCGAGCCAAAGCCAGUCUCUUGAAGAGUCAUGCAGGCCGCUAAGGCAAGAUUUAUAGGUACUUUACUACUCUACUCAGCUAUAGGUAAUGGAUAGGGACGUAUGUACAAGGGUCGUCUCAUGUCGGCUCUAUGUGUCGGCACGAGCCGGUGCCGGCCUGUGGAGGGCGCCCUGACCGGCCGGUGGAGGGCGCCCUCGACGCCCAGGUGUCCACCCUCCGGCGUAGCCCACGCCGGCUCCUCUGCGGUGCACCGCCCGACCCCAGGUGGGCCCCAGUCGACGGGCCACGGUGAGGGAGGGAGGUGCGUGACUCCGGCUCUUUCCAUGGUGAGCUCGUUGAGAGGAUAGUGAGCACAGCCAGACGAUCGGGACAGGAAGGCAGAGACACCGGAGAACAGUUGUCAUGGACUUCAAGCGUUGUCCGCAACUGUUCACCACUGCCUAAGUAGCCACUGGUGUCUGCUCGUGCCACUAGUGCUCGUGCCAUUGUCAAGGGUCUCCGGCUAGUCAUUUAGUCCUCCGCAAACCCUACGAUCGUCACAAUGAGGGACGAAGAAAUGGAAGUUGCAGUAAAGGUUGUGAUCGUGGGGAACGGCGCCGUGGGCAAGUCGAGCAUGAUCCAGCGCUACUGCCGCGGCACCUUCACCAAGGAGUACAAGAAAACCAUCGGCGUCGACUUCCUGGAAAGAAUGAUCGAGGUUUACGACGACCCGGUGCGACUGAUGCUCUGGGACACCGCCGGCCAGGAGGAGUUUGACGCCAUCACUAAGGCUUACUACCGCGGCGCGCAGGCGUGCGUGCUCACUUUCUCAACAGUGGACCGCGCCUCCUUCCAGGCCGUUCGGCACUGGAAGAAAAAGGUGGAGGACGAGUGCGGCUCGAUUCCCAUGGUGCUCGUGCAGAACAAAAUCGACCUGAUCGACCGGGCCACCAUUGAUGCAGAGGAGGCGGAGGCGCUGGCGCGCGAGCUGAAGGUGCGCCUGUACCGCACCUCCGUCAAAGAGGACCUCAACGUUAGCCAGGUGUUCACGUACCUGGCCGAGCGCUACCUGGCAGAGAUGAGGAGCUGGGAGGAGGAGGAAUUCGACCCGCCACGACCCGUCAUCACCACCAGCAUAUUCGCUUCGCCCGGAUACAAGUUCCAUGGCAAGCCGGGCUAUUACGAUACUGGCAUUAUUUCUCUGCACCCGACCGGCAAAAGGCGUUUCCAAAAGAAGAAACACCUGUGGAAGAACCUCUGCGUUACGUAGUGCAGGGCCGACGCCUGAGAGCGGGUGUUAGUGGUUUAGAGACCGCCAUGGACGAAAUAUUGGACGGUGCCUUGAAUAGGCUUCCAUGGAUACCUACUGCUAUAAAUAUUAGCGUGGAUUUGGUGUGUGAAUAGCGUCGCAAGUACGUUUCCGAACACAUUGUGAGUGUGAGAUUGUUAGUGCGCCGUACAGAAACUACCGUGCAAGCGACUCUACCGUGACAUGAGCAUCCACGUCCCGUGACUCGUGAGUGCGCCGCCCGACCAGCAACAGACCUCGCGCUGUUGCGAAUCGCCCGACCGAGACAGCACGGCCCGGGCCUGCCGGCAGCCGCCCGACCGCCAAGGUCAUCGCUGGCCGCACGGACCCAGCGCGAAACCGGUCGGCGGGGCAGCGGCCGCCCCCCUGCCGACGGUUUGGCCGAGGAGCAGAGCCAACGCCGCUACAAACAAGUUAUGUCCGUCUAAUAUCAUAAGCACGGCUUCUGAAGACGAGAGUGUUAUCUGAUUGCUUAGUGUUAUCUGAUUGAUGCAUGAGUGAUUGCGAUUUAUGUGAAUUUUGGAAUGGCGAUGUGCUGGUGGCCUCAGAACUGAUGGAACAGCGCCACCUGCUGGUUGAACAGUGACUAUGGGUUCCCAUAACUCGCCACAGGUGGCAGCAGAAGUGACGGCGGGCUCCUGCUCUGCUCGGCAUCAGGUGCCGAAGUGAAUGAGUGUGACGGGGGCUGUGUUGUUUGUCCAAACAGACGGCAGCUCCCAUAUUUGUGAUAAAUAAUGCAUGUUUUUGCUACGUGCCUAUGUGCCAUGUAACCACGCGUGGGUCGUCCCACUGCCUAUAGGUAUGCUCAACAUUGUACCCGAGGUCUAACGAGAUAUCCUCGUCGUAAAUAAAAGCCAGUAACACAA
Molecule: messenger RNA, 3038 nt
Organism: Amphibalanus amphitrite
Lineage: Eukaryota; Metazoa; Arthropoda; Thecostraca; Balanomorpha; Balanidae
Product: ras-related protein Rab-23-like
Exons: 7
Coding region: 1426-2133 (235 amino acids)
Molecular function (GO): GTPase activity; GTP binding
Source: RefSeq, a predicted model, not a curated record